Ascochyta rabiei is the source of this 544-nucleotide messenger RNA. RefSeq lists its product as uncharacterized. The coding region runs from base 1 to 435 and encodes 144 amino acids. The transcript has a single exon. The record is from RefSeq and is a predicted model, not a curated record. Gene Ontology annotation, cellular component: membrane. NCBI's taxonomy places the organism in Eukaryota, Fungi, Ascomycota, Dothideomycetes, Pleosporales, Didymellaceae.
AUGGCUGCCCGUCUAAGAGCUAUUCUUGGUCAAUUGACACCGUUCACUACAACUGCAUCUACAGCACAGUCUGUCCUCAUGAGCGAGUUGCUAGCGGGAGUUCACAGCAGCGCAAUCCCAAAACUCGGCGCCACGAACAACCUGGUUGAAUGGACACAGGACCUUGCGAAAGAUACACUGCAUCAGAUGACUGCUGUUGUCCAAAAUCCACACGACACAUUUAGUCCUGUUUUCCGCGAAGCCUACAAGAAGGCUCUGGGAGGCACGCAGAUGAUCGAAGGAUUCACCAAAGACCAUCCCUUGUUCUCUCUCGUUGUUGCUCUUGGUGUGUUGUACAUCAUGGCUCCGUGGGUCCUCCAGCUAUUAGGCUUUACGUCAAAGGGCCCUGCUCUUGGUGCGCUACCCUUCCCAAAGCUCUUUAAACCCCACAGCUGACCCAAAAGGUUCAUUUGCUGCAUCAUGGGAAUCUACUUACGGUGGUUUUGUGCCGGCAAAUACCCUCUUCUCUUACUUGCAGCACCUGAGGAUGACAGUGUUAGUGUAG